GAAUCAUACUAGAAGUGUCAAAUCCGUGACUAAAAUUUCAGCCAGAAUGCCUUUGCCAAAAAAUAGUCAUAGGAAAAAAGGUGCGAAAAAUAUUUCUCAAAUGAUAUCUGAUGGUAUUCAAAAUGAUUCACAGUCUCAAAAAUGUAUUCUUGGUUCUUCUAACGAUAUAUUAUUACAAUAA
Molecule: messenger RNA, 181 nt
Organism: Funneliformis mosseae
Lineage: Eukaryota; Fungi; Glomeromycota; Glomeromycetes; Glomerales; Glomeraceae
Source: the annotation of a GenBank genome assembly